AUGGCUACAUUCUCCUCGCAAGAGCCCGACGAGGGCUACUCCGAGGACCCUCUCAACCCGAGCUUCAAUGGCGCCCAGGAUACCUCCAUGACUGCUGCCCACGCGGGCGCCAUGGUCCCUCCUCCUGACUUGGUGGCCGCCUGGAUUGAGAAGCAGGGCUGGACGAAAGACGAGAAAUACAGACUCGUAAACGGUCUUCUCGAUUCACUCCCGACCUCUCUCGUCAUCCAAGUCUUCAAGCACAUCAACCCCCGCCUAUACAUCGACUUCGUCAGCUACCUGCCCCCGGAAGUCUGCCUUAAGAUCCUUGGCUUCCUCGACCCCCUAUCCCUCAUCAACGUCGCCCAGUCCUGCCAUGCCUGGCACGAUCUGGCCCUCGACAGGAAGCUCUGGGAGAGGCUAUACCAUAUGGAGGGCUGGCAAGCCAUCUAUCCCGAGAUCAAGAAAUGGGAGGAACAGAAGAACCAGUGCACCGAGCGUCUAAACUCCAACACCAUCCACAGGGUUAGAUCCUCCGAGGAUGGCCACACCUACAAGAAACGCGCUAUAUCCGAGGAUGACGACCUGGAGAUGACGGACGCCGAUCGUCCCCUCAAGACCGAGGACUCCUUCGCUUCCAACAACAGCAUCUUUGGCAGCCCGGCAUCCUCCUUCACCGGUUUUGGCCGAAGCUCCGCUACCCCCCAGCCGGGCGAUAUGGACGUCGAUCGUUCGGCGUCGGGUUCCAAGAGCUGGAGCGCAGACAGGUUCGAUUUCAAGGGCAAAGGUAAGGCGUCACCCUUGCUUAGGACGGCCCUGGGCAAAGAGGAACCCCUUCCGUCCAACGCCCCGCCCAAUCGUUCGAGCAAGAUCAAUAUCCCACAGUCGGAGCUCUGGUCGUGGGACGGCUCCAGUUCGGGAUACAGGCUGAACUGGAAGUAUCUUUACACCAUGCGUCGACGACUCGAGAGAAACUGGGAGCUCGGAAAAUUCACCAACUUUCAGUUCCCUCACCCCGACUACCCCCAAGAAGGUCACAACGAGUGCAUCUACAGCUUGCAGUACGACACAGAGUACCUCGUGAGCGGCAGCCGAGACUGGACCAUCCGCAUUUGGAGCAUGUACAAUCAACGCUUGCUCAGAAAGCCACUCGUCGGACAUAACGGAUCCGUCCUGUGCUUGCAAUUCGAUUCAAGCCCGGAGGAGGACCUGAUUGUGUCCGGCAGCAGUGAUUCAGACGUUAUCCUCUGGCGUUUCUCGACGGGAGAGAUCAUUCAGCGACUCUCGAAUGCGCACACGGAAUCCGUGCUCAACGUCAAGUUCGACAAGCGCAUCUUGGUGACCUGCUCCAAGGACAAGUCCAUCAAGAUUUUCAACCGCAGACCACUCAAGUACGGCGACGCCGGAUAUGGCGACGCCGAGAUCAUCUACUCCGUUCCGACCCACCUUCGCGAUUACGGUUACAUCAACCCAAUGGAUCAGUUGCCGAUCAAGCCCGCGUACACCAUGAUUGGAGUCUUGGAUGGGCAUGGUGCUGCCGUAAACGCUGUGCAGAUUUGCAACGACGAGGUCGUCUCCGCCAGCGGCGACCGCAACAUCAAAGUCUGGGACUGGGCCAAGCAGAUCUGCAUCCGGACUGUCGUUGGCCAUAGCAAGGGCAUAGCUUGCGUGCAGUACGAUGGUCGGAGAAUUGUCAGCGGCAGCAGUGACAACGAGGUCAAGGUAUUUGAUAGAGCCAGUGGCCUUGAGGUGGCCAGCCUGCGAGCCCACACAAAUCUUGUGCGGACGAUCCAGGCCGGCUUCGGAGAUCUCCCGUAUAGUGAGGAGGAGGACAAGAUUCAGGCCAAGAGGGUCGACAACGAAUAUUUCAAGGCGAUAGAGGAGGGGAAAAUCAGCCCCUUCACCGAACAGGGCAGCCGUCGCAGCCGGCCUAGAAACGCCGGCAGCAGCAAACCGGAGGAUAUCACGGCGUACGGCGCUAGUCUUCCUCCCGGCGGCGGUGGCGGCAAAUAUGCGCGCAUCGUAUCCGGUUCUUAUGAUCAGUCCAUCAUCAUCUGGCGUCGCGAUAAGGAGGGCGUUUGGAAGGACGCGCACCAUCUCCGCCAGGAAGAGGCAUCGUCCGCCGCGCAGAGUCAGGCGCAGGCCGCAGCUCGAGCCGCUGCGACCCAUACAGGCCCAGCCCAAGCAGGCGCAGCCUCAAACACAGCAGUCCGGACGGAAGCAAAUGCAGCCGCCGAUGCUACGCGGUUGACGCCGGACGCCGCGACCGCCCCAGACGCUGUGCAAAACAUCACUACGUUGAUCGACAUCACCGUGCCUCAAGGGCCUACAGCUCUUCGAGCCAUGCUGAGAGACUACCCUGCCGCGCUCUCACACGUCACACACAUCCAAAAUGUUAUCGCUCGAGAACCGAACCCGAGGACGAGGAACGAGCUGCGGGUUAUUUUGAACAGCUCCCAGAUAGAGACAUCCAUUUCCCAAGCUCGUGCUCGUCAGGCGGCCAACGGGGAGACGCCGGGCACCCUUGUCCCGCCUACUCUGCCUUCCCUUACCGCGCUUGCCGCAGCCAACGGACAAGAUCCGACCCUUCCCCAUCACCGUUCGACGACGACGGACGAGGCGCCGCCCUCCGGCGGAAGGCCAAGACGGCAGCACGCCCCGCAUACUACGGCCGCCAACCUCGAACAAAUGCGUACCGGCACUCCCACACCCAUUCCUCAACGGUCGGUCGGUCCCUCUGCGUCGCAGACAGCUUCGCCUUCUGUCCAGGGACACUUGCAUAUCCAGGGCCAAGCGCCCGAGCAGCAAGCCCAGACCGAGGCAGCGGCUCCGGCGCAAGCUCCGGCCCAGGCCCAGCCGACGCAACCCGGCGCUCCCGUCCAGACGCAGGCGCAACCUGUACCGGGACAGGGAGCUCAACAAGUGCCAGAAGCCGGCCACCACCCGCGUGUAGCAAACGACAACGGGCCGGCGAGGGUAUUCAAGCUGCAGUACGACGCCCGCAGGAUCAUCUGUUGUAGCCAGACUAGUGUGAUUGUCGGAUGGGAUUUCUGCAACGGCGACAAGGAGCUGGAGAGCGUCGCGCGUUUCUUCGCGACGGUAGAUUAG
Colletotrichum karsti is the source of this 3087-nucleotide messenger RNA. RefSeq lists its product as uncharacterized. Lineage: Eukaryota; Fungi; Ascomycota; Sordariomycetes; Glomerellales; Glomerellaceae. The record is from RefSeq and is a predicted model, not a curated record. Bases 1 to 3087 code for a protein of 1028 amino acids. Gene Ontology annotation, molecular function: protein binding. The transcript is spliced from 2 exons.